Messenger RNA from Syngnathoides biaculeatus (alligator pipefish), 5207 nucleotides. RefSeq names its product tripartite motif containing 8b (gene trim8b). The transcript has 5 exons. NCBI's taxonomy places the organism in Eukaryota, Metazoa, Chordata, Actinopteri, Syngnathiformes, Syngnathidae. The record is from RefSeq and is a predicted model, not a curated record. The coding region runs from base 1778 to 3544 and encodes 588 amino acids.
CACCGCUGGUCUGCGUUGAUGCUAACCGAAGGAAGCGUCCGGCUCGUCCGCAUUCCUCCUCUGUCGACAGCCUAGCUGGGGCAGAGUGAGGCGCAGAGAGAAAAGGAGGCCAUUAAAGAAGGAAAGAAAGACUUCAAAUCAUCGGGUUUUUUUGUAUACCCAGCUACACCAAAGCGAAGUGGAUGUAUUAAUCAAGAAUAGACUACUCUUAACAUCGGACCGAGUGACCAAAUACGGCCCCGUGACUAAAUACCAAGCACGUCAGGAGGACUUUGGACUUCCAAGAGAAGAGCGACGUUAAACAUCAACAACAAAAACGGCCGUUUUUGGGGGGGGCGUUCUGUCUCGUUGUUAAUGUGAAGUAUAAAGUCAAGAAGCUUCGGCGAAAUAACCUCCAAUCUUUACCACCGUGGAUAGCCCGUGUGUUUUUUUUUUUAAUAACAAGAUGGCUGAUGACAGCAGCUAGCCCGUAUAACAAGGACGGCGGAGCGACGUUCCCUUUUAAUGUCCUCAUAUUUUUGUAGUCUCAUCUUGGAAUAGUUACAAACAUAUAUAAAAUGAAUUUGUCGUAUUCAAGCAACGACGGCGUUUGUGACGAAAGUGCGGUCUAAAAAUGUGUACCUGUGCUGCAAAAAUGGUGAGGUGAGUCGCUUUGCUUCCCCCCCCCCUUCGAUUUUCGUCGAGAUAAGUCGAUUAAAUAUGUUGUUGGUCGACAGCGGGGGCGAGAAAAGCCAAAUAAGGAGGACGCCGAAGUAAAAUUUUAAAACAAUAAUUGUAAUCUUUUAUGUGGGUGGGCGGAGCUUAUUCGAUCGAUGGGUGUUAAACCGAGCAACAUUCCUACGGAUCCUUAAUGCUAAAUAAAAGCUCUUUUGUUCAGCAGCUUUGAUUGGAGCCCUUGGGGGGGACAAAAGCUACAACUAUGCAGUAAAACCGCAUCCAAAGCGACGGCCCGGCUAUGAUUUUAUGAUUUCUCCAUCAAAUAAGAUUAGCAAACCCUUUUGUUAUCGAGUGGAAAGUGCCAGAGAGAGCCGCGGCCUUGUGUGUGUGUGCGAGUGUUUGGAUUAUUAUUCAUCUCAUGGAAAUGGCGUAUUCCCGUCAAAACCAAGCGGAGGCGUUAUUAAUCCGAGCCUUUUGUGGCUCCGCGGUGCGUUCAUGGCCCUUGUGAUCUUAACCGACCUGAGCCGAACCUCCUGCGCAGCUCCGUUUGGGCUUUUUUUGGGGGACAAAAAGGUGACAGUUAUAAGUUUAGAGUCAGGUUUAAAUAAAAAAGCGGUGGUGUGUUAAUCAGGGUGUGGGCGCGGGUAAAUGAAUCAAGUCCCCCCCCCCCCCUCCGGCAGCUGUCAGUACACGUGCAGGAGGUUCUGUGUACAUUUGCAUAUUGGGCUGCCCCUCGUUUGGUUAUCUGUGCCUUGUUUGGAUUCCAAGGUUUUACCUGCAGGCUGCUGCUUCCUGUCGGCCACACACACACACAAACACGCCUGUGUACGUGUGUGUCACAGUUUACAGUAAUCUUGUAACGUCAGCUUCACGCUGUGUGUGAGUGUGAGAGAGUGUGUGUGUGUGUGUGUGUUGUUCUCUGGUCAGUUUUGCGGAACUUGCUGCAGCAAUAACUAACAAGUCAGGGUGUCACCGCAGAGAUAAACGCACACUUUCAGGACUGUCAGGUUUUUUUUUUUUUUUUUUUUUCUGGGAAGAGGGGUGAGUGAGGGUGGGAGGGAGUGAGAGAGGGUGGGAUUUCUUGAGAACACACAGACUGAAGGCCCGGAGGUGUCGUUGUAUGCCUUCCUGCGUCGUCAUGGCUUCCGACAUGGCUGAGACGUGGAAGAACUGCUUCGAGGAGGAGCUCAUCUGCCCCAUCUGCCUGCACGUCUUCUCCGAGCCCAUCCAGCUGCCCUGCAAGCACAACUUCUGCCGGGCGUGCAUCAGCGAGGCUUGGGCCAAGGACUCCACGCUGGCCCGCUGCCCCGAGUGCAACCACGCAUACAGCCAGAAGCCCAGCCUGGAGAAGAACCACAAGCUAUCCAACAUUGUCGAGAAGUACAACGCGCUCAGCGUGGAAAAAGUGGCGCUGCCGCCGCCCCAGUGCAUCCUCUGCCGACGCGGCCCCCCGCUGCCCGCCGUCAAGGUGUGCCUGCGCUGCAACGCGCCGUGCUGCCAGUCGCACGUGCAGACGCACCUGCAGCAGCCGUGCUCGGCGCUCGGGCACCUGCUGGUGGAGGCCGAGGCGGUCAAGGCGUGGACGUGCCCGCAACACGACGAGUACCGGCUGUACCACUGCGAAGCCGAGCAGACGGCCGUGUGCCAAUACUGCUGCUUCGCCCGCUGCCACCCCAGCCACGGGCACGCCGUCGCCGACGUGGAGCUGCGGCGUAAUGACAUAAGACAAAGUCUACUGAGGCAGCAGGAGCGCGUGGAGGAGCGCGUACAAGAGAUCGAGGAGCAGCUAUGCAAGCUGGACUCGGACAAAUGUGUGGUCGAGGACCGUGUGCUGGAGCUGAAGGAGGAUGUGCGCGUGCAGUACCAGCGCAUGCACCAGCUCCUGGAGGAGGACCUGGGGCGCACACUCGAGGCGUUAGAGCGGGCGCAGGCGCGCUUCUGCCAGGAGAACGCCGCCCAGGUCCUGGCCCUGGGCGAGCAGCGGCACGAGGCGCACAAGCUGCUGAGCGCCAUCAACACGGCGUUCGGCAAGGCGGAGGAGCUGGGCUUCAUGAAGAAUACCAAGCCUGUCAAAAUCCUCACCGACAGGUCUCAGGCAUGCGUGGGAAGUACUCUUCCCCCCUACAAGGUUGGCAAUCUGAACGCGAAGCUUUUCCUCUCUGAGAUCUCCAGGCGGGAGAAGAGCUUGAAGAAAAUGCUGGAAGCUCCGCUCACCCCUCCCUCCACCUUCCUGCAGUCCGUCCCGGCCUUCCCGAGCGGCCAGAGCUCGUCCUCGGGAGCGGAGAAACGGAAACAUUCUGCCGCCUUCCCGGAAGGAAACUCCGGCAAGAAUGGCGCGGCAAGUUUUAAAGACGCCUCUUCUUCUUCUUCCUCCUCCUCCUCCUCCUCUUCUUCUUCGAGCAAGCAACCAUACCUAGGCGGGUCCUCCUCGUCCUCCGGCGAGGGCCAGUCCAGCAAUCAGCCGUGCGGGCCGCCUCACAUCGUCGACGCCGCAAACCACCAUUCCGGCGCCGUCUUCGGCUCCUCGCACUUCCCUCCCGGCGGCGGCGGGGGCGGCGGCACCGGGGGCUCCUCGCACUCCUCCCAGCAGGCGGUGCUGCCGCAGUACGGCGGGCGCAAGAUCCUGGUGUGCACCAUGGAUAACUGCUACUGUUCCGGGGUGCCGUCCGUGUCGGGCCACCGCGGUCACCCGCCGUACCCGCGCUCCGGCUCCUUCCCUUGGGUCAGCGCGCAGGACUACCCGCCGCCGCCCGGCCUGACCUCCGGGGGUCCGUCCAUGCAGGGCCUGGCGGUGCGCGACUGGAUCGACGCCUCGCAGUCGCACAGACACGCCGACUUCUACGGGCUGUACGGGCAGCCGUCCGCAAAGCACUACGUUACCAGUUAACACACGUAAACACGCGCGUGCACAGCCGUACGUAAUCCCCUGCUAUUCGCAAGUCAUUGGCGCCUCCCGAAUUGCGGAUAUUAAUAGUGAAACUAAUCCACCACAAACUAAAAAACAAAUAUUUUAAACUAAUUUUACACAAGAUUUAGAAAUAAACGGAUGACAGAUUAUAUGAUUGUGCGAAAAAAAACAACACUGGAAUUGGACAUGCUGCAAAGACUCUUCUUAACAACCCAGGCUAAACCUACCCACUCAAAACUAUGAUCCUAAACCAUGAUCAUUUUGAAUUCAUCUUCGAAAAAAUUCCCUUUAAAAAUGAAUGGCUUCUAGAGGAUGUGAUUUUGUUUUUAUUUUUUAAAUCUCCAAGAAGUAUGUGUGUACAUGCUCAUGUCGACUCUCCAUCGCAACCCAGGUUAAAUUUAGCUUCAACCUAUCGCCUCCCCCAACAAAAAUUCACUUUCCAACGCCUUGUCUAAUAGAAAAUUGUUGUAUUGUUUCAUUUAACGCGCUCCAUAACUUGCGCUAACGACCUAGGCUAAACUUAGCUCCUCCCUGAUGUAUAAAGCAUUUAAGAUGCAUCACAGCGUCAUACUUCCUUGGCACCAAUGUACCCCCUUUCCCGUUAGCCAAGGCUCUGUCGCCGUCUUGUUCAUAAAUAGCACAAAAAUUGCAAAUUGGAAAAUUUGUCAACGGUCAGCCGUGAAUAUCCAGGGGAUUACAGUAGACUGCUUCAAAGCCGUUAUAGCCUACACACGUUUAAAAUUACACACACGCACCUCUAGAAUACAACGUAUACACAUUCGGGGGCAGGGUCGAGCUUUUUUUUUUUUUAAUUUUUAUUUUCGGUCAGUGUUGUAAAAUGUAACAAAAAUGAAAACAGCCGUUGAAAAAAAAACGUGUUUUAAGAGACUGAAGGAAGGAGGGAGAGAGGGAGGAGGCAGAAGGGAAGUUUUGUUUUUAUUUAUACAGCAAGAGAUGCAAAUGAACUUUUUUAAUGGGCGGGGCUUAAAAAGGGGGUGGAGUCAACCCGCAAGCGUUCCCGGUUCAGCGUCUGCAGAGGUCCGUUGCCUUACGUAGUCGUCACGAACCCAACCCCCGCCCCCCACCCCCCACCCCCGCCUUUUCCCCUCAGUCGUUGCACUUGUUACCGUUUCCCAGGCUCUUCCACCAAACACCCACAAUGCACUUCGAGGACGCUUUUCCUCCCCCGCCACACGCCCUAAACUUAACGGGAAAUCUCCGUUUUUACAAGCUACUCCGGGGGAGUAAGAAGAGGGUCCGACGACGCAGAUUAACGAACUUCCUUCAGGGCGACGAUGUCACUUCCUCUCAAUGAGCACACAUUCAUACGCGUGCGCGAAAGCUCUUGGCUUCCUGAUUGCAGCUGUCAAGUGCGCAAAGGAAGAGAUUUUUUUUUUUUAAGCACUCAGACGAAGAGACAAUGUAUGCAGUUAAAAAAAAAAAAUAAGUACGACGAUAUACAUCUUUUUCUAAAAGAACGAGAAUGGACUGAUCACCCUUCUUGCGUAGAAGCCAUUUAUGACACAGGAGAGAGGACUAAACAACUUGAAAGUAUCUUUUUUUUGUAAAUAUUUUGUGAAAUGGAAAAAUGACAUGACGUGAUUUGGAGGAGGAUUCCAAAUAAAAAGGAGUUAAAAACUUU